CCACUCAAGAGGCUCAAUUGGCGGGCGGCGGCCCUGCAGGCGGUGCCAGUGCUGGCCUUGCCCCAAGCUCCACGGCCGAUGUCGACAGCCGGCCGCCGCUAGGCUCUUCGAGGAGAAUGCUGCUGCCACUCGCACGCGAUUCUGAACGUCUGCCGCCGCCAGCUAGCCAACUUUUCGUCGCAACCUGGCCCGUCCCGGCUGCUUCCUCCGCUCCCCCGUCGCUCCUAUCAUUUACACUGUACCUCCUGUCCUGUCUUUUUGCUGUCUCGUUAGAGCCUCACGCAAUCCGCUUUCCCUCCCUCUUGCAUCCCUUCGUCGACUCUACCUCUCGAGCGGCUCCUUACUCUCCCGCCAGUUCGGUCGAUUAGCUUCGCAUCGAACAGCUCCUCCUUCGCCCACGCGCACCUCAUCGUUGAGCCCUCGCCCGCACCCGCACACACACACACACAUCCCCAAGCCGCCAGCAUGGGUGCCAUCGACACCGAGUUCAAGCGUCUCCAGGACGUCGUCUCCGGCCUCGAGGAGCGCGUCAAGCAGCUCGAGCAGCGCCAGAGCGGUGGCCCUUCCGUGACGGACAGCAUCCGCAUGGUCAUCAUGGGCCCCCCCGGUGCCGGCAAGGGCACCCAGGCUCCCAAGAUCAAGGAGAGGUUCUCCUGCUGCCACUUGGCCACCGGUGACAUGCUCCGAUCCCAAGUCGCCCAGAAGACGCCGCUCGGCAAGGAGGCCAAGAAGAUCAUGGACGCUGGCGGUCUCGUCAGUGACGACAUUGUCAUUGGCAUGAUCAAGUCUGAGCUCGAGAACAACAAGGAGUGCAAGGGAGGAUUCAUUCUCGAUGGCUUCCCCCGCACCGUCGCCCAGGCCGAGGCUCUCGACAAGAUGCUUGCCGAGAAGCAGCAGAAGCUGCAGCACGCCGUCGAGCUCCAGAUUGACGACGCUCUGCUCGUUGCCCGCAUCACUGGCCGUCUGGUCCACCCUGCGUCGGGUCGCAGCUACCACAGCACUUUCAACCCGCCCAAGAAGCACAUGACCGACGACAUCACUGGCGAGCCCCUGAUCCAGCGGUCAGACGACAACGCCGAUGCCCUCAAGAAGCGUCUCGUGACCUACCACGCCCAGACCGCCCCCGUGGUCAACUACUACCAGAAGACUGGUAUCUGGAAGGGUGUUGACGCCAGCCAGGAGCCUGGCCAGGUCUGGAAGAGCUUGCUGAACAUCUUUGAUGCCAAGCCCAAGAGCGGCAUCCUCAGCAAGCUUACUGGCAAGUAAAUUUGGUCACCUUAGAGUGACAUAAGCAGUUGCCGUGCGCCCCUGUCAUCACAUGCGGCGCAUCGGCAGCAUGCACGAGAAAAUGGCGAGGCCACUCAUCUGAGAGCACUCAUCUAAUGGCGAUUCAUGUCAUGUCGGUUUAUGUGAUCACGCAUGGGAGGGGCUUCCAGAUUCAGAACACUUGGCGCAUGUCGGAAGAGGACAAAAGAUCUGCCCGCAUAGUGGGAUGUUGUAUCAUACGAAAAAAAGACGUCGGUCAUGAGUGAUGGCCGGUAUGUACAAAUGACACUAAUGAUUAUGCA
Microdochium trichocladiopsis is the source of this 1568-nucleotide messenger RNA. RefSeq names its product adenylate kinase-domain-containing protein. Gene Ontology annotation, biological process: ADP biosynthetic process. Lineage: Eukaryota; Fungi; Ascomycota; Sordariomycetes; Xylariales; Microdochiaceae. Gene Ontology annotation, cellular component: cytoplasm; mitochondrion. Bases 466 to 1266 code for a protein of 266 amino acids. The record is from RefSeq and is a predicted model, not a curated record. Gene Ontology annotation, molecular function: AMP kinase activity; ATP binding. The transcript is spliced from 4 exons.